AUGAGACAGUCGCUUAUGUCCGUCGUCUUCGCCGCAGCACUCUUGAUCGAGUGCUAUGCACUGUCAGUGGCGUCGCCAGUGGGCAAGACUGACGACGGCUCCUUGGAGCGGGACACUUUCGCCUCGCUGCUGAGCGACGACGCGACAGAAAACGGCCUCGGCGACGCAGAUCCGGCCACUAGCAGAACCAGGAGACAGAGGGUAAUCGUCAUCGCCGAUCCGAGCCUGUGGAGGGACCUGCGGGUGCUGCACAGCGGAGUGUCCCUCUACAAGCGGAGAGCUGACGACAACAGCCAGGUCAUCGAGCAGAGAGACGACGGCCAGGACCUGAACAUCCCCAUCCUGAGGAGGGACACAAUGAGGUGCAUGGUGGGACGGGUGUACCGGCCAUGCUGGGAAGUCUAG
Molecule: messenger RNA, 405 nt
Organism: Perca flavescens (yellow perch)
Lineage: Eukaryota; Metazoa; Chordata; Actinopteri; Perciformes; Percidae
Gene: pmchl
Product: pro-melanin-concentrating hormone, like
Exons: 1
Coding region: 1-405 (134 amino acids)
Biological process (GO): chemical synaptic transmission; behavior
Molecular function (GO): type 1 melanin-concentrating hormone receptor binding; melanin-concentrating hormone activity
Source: RefSeq, a predicted model, not a curated record